This is a messenger RNA of Truncatella angustata, 1257 nucleotides long. Its product is annotated as maltose o-acetyltransferase-like protein. The transcript has 4 exons. The coding region runs from base 359 to 1006 and encodes 215 amino acids. The record is from RefSeq and is a predicted model, not a curated record. Gene Ontology annotation, molecular function: acetyltransferase activity. NCBI's taxonomy places the organism in Eukaryota, Fungi, Ascomycota, Sordariomycetes, Amphisphaeriales, Sporocadaceae.
CCUCGAGUUCAUUCAAUCAGAGUACAGAAUUGCGACACAUGUGUGAUGCGACAGGCUUCGAGUCUAUCCAUUGACUGUUCGUUUGUCCAGUUUUGUAUCAUCAGAUGGCUCCAAGCCGUAACCUCACUGGAACUUCUAGCCGCACUGCCGCUACGGAUCUAUGACAGAGUGAAAGCGGGGUAUUCAACUUUUACCGCCAGUUCUGUGUGGAAGGGCGUCAGUUGACUGAAGAUUUAAUUCUGGAGAACUGUAUGCCGCCCAACCCUUUCGAAAUUACGGACCACGGCAUCCAUUAACAGACAGUUGUUUCGUGGCGCUCAUAGAAUUUGAAUUAGCUGCGUCGAAAGCUGCGUCCGGGAUGGCUACUUCAAGCAAAGACCUAGUCAUCAUAGAUGUUGUUAAGCAAAGUGAAGUGCCAGUACCAUGGUGCGAUGAAUUCGAAAAGAUGAUCAGUGGAAUGCACUUUUCAGCCGGCAAAGUUCAAAAACUUGUCCAACACAAGAUUGCCAUGAUGAGACAAAUGCGGUUGUUCAAUGAUGAAAGCAUUCCCGAUGAUGCCACGUUGUCGUCUCUUACGUCGCGACGGAUGCUCAUAGCCAGAGGACUUCUUGGGAAGCUUGGCGCAAAUAUCAAUAUCGAGCCGCCAUUCUUUCUAACGUGGGGGUGUAAUAUUUUUGUGGGCGAUCAAGUAUAUAUCAACCGCGGCGUCUCCAUCUACGACAACGCGCCUGUGACGAUUGGCGACCGUGUUCUCAUCGGACCCGAUGUAUGCAUCUGCACCGGGACGCAUGACGCCCACCCACAAGCUCGUCGGGAAGCCCAUGGUACAUCAUUUGCAUUGCCAAUCUGGAUCGAGUCAGAUUGUUGGAUCGGAGCACGUGCGACUAUCUUGCCCGGUGUUCGCAUCGGACAAGGUGCGACAGUUGCAGCUGGCGCGGUGGUAACGAAAAACGUCGAGCCUGGGGCGCCAACACUGAAGCCAUCAGAGCUUUCAAUCCUUCGGUGAGAAGUCUCAACCAUUCCAAUCGCUCCUCAAACUGUUCAGCGACAAAAUACGGGUUGUCUCUUGGGAUAAGUGUCCAAGAUUUGGUGAGACAAGUAGCCCUUUGCUCUGUUUGAGUUGGUAAGCCUGGAAAGUCCCUCAUUGUGCUUCUCCAACAUAUUAUAACUACUCACUUAGCUGCUCAGUCGGUGGAAGAAGCGUUCACCUACAGAUAAGCAUAUAUCACGGUCCUUCCCGAGGAACUUUAAUCAUUA